AUGGGUAGAGAGAAGACAAAAUACUUGGACCGUCCCAUUCCCACCAUCUCACUCGCGAAUUUUGAAUCACGCAUUGAUGAAAUCACCUCGGAACUAGUCUCUGCCGCCGAGAACGUGGGGUUCUUCUCCAUCACCGACCACGGCAUCACUCCCGAAGAAAUCGACGAGAUAUUUGCCCAAUCAGCCCGGUUCUUUGCUCUUCCGGACGAAACCAAAGGGAAUGUCCCCUUCUCCUCCGCAAACAAUGCCGGGUGGGAGAAGAAUGCACAAGUCCGACCUUCCACCGGUGCGGCAGACAGGAAGGAGUCUUACCAGAUGCAGUUCGGCAGAAACAUGGAGGGUAAAUGGCUUGAUGAACCUGUCUUGCCGGGCUUCAAAGAUUCUGCCCUCAAAUUCAUGUGGAAGGUGCAGGAAGUUUCAGAGAGGCUGAUGACAUGUUUCGCGCGAGGAUUGGGGUUUGAAGAUGAUUACUUUGUCAAGGCACAUGAUGUGAAGAGACCUGAGAGUCAGACAGUGGCGAGACUCUUGCAUUACUUUGAAACUCCCAGAGAAAACGCGAAUGGGGAGGUUUUCCAUCGCGCAGGAGCACAUACCGAUUGGGAUCUACUGACACUCUUGUUCCAGAAGGAGGGCCAGAGCGGCCUUGAGAUCUGUCCCGGUCGCGAAGCGUCCACAUCUUUCGCCCACGGAGACACCUGGACGAAAGUUGCCCCUUCUCAAGAAUCCAUCAUCUGCAACAUCGGUGACCUUCUCAUGUCCUGGUCCGACGACCGAUUCAAAUCCACCUUCCACCGCGUCAAGGCACCUAGUGACGUUGACGAUUUCUACGGCGAACGCUACAGCAUCGCCUUCUUCAACCAACCGUGCAGAGACGCCGUCAUCCAGGGUCCGCGCAAGAAAUACCCCAUGGUGACGGGGGAGGAAUUUACCCGCAACGCGAUGAGGAGAAAUUUCGAGGCGUUGGAGAAGAAGAGGCUUGAAAAGGAGAGUUUGGAGAGACAGAUGGAGAUGGAAGAGGCCAAGAAGAUGGUGGAACGCGAGGGUCUCAGAGGCGCGAGCGUUGAGAGUGGCGGUAAGGUCGUUGCAGAGGUUGGCGCUUGA
Messenger RNA from Cladophialophora psammophila CBS 110553, 1101 nucleotides. RefSeq lists its product as uncharacterized. Lineage: Eukaryota; Fungi; Ascomycota; Eurotiomycetes; Chaetothyriales; Herpotrichiellaceae. The record is from RefSeq and is a predicted model, not a curated record. Gene Ontology annotation, molecular function: dioxygenase activity. The transcript has 2 exons. Bases 1 to 1101 code for a protein of 366 amino acids.